AGCUUUCCUUACUUUUGUCACACUGUUCUUCCGUGACUCCCAUGCCCAUGUUCGCCUUGGCUGCCAACCAUGGCUAAUCUCCAUCAAACGGAGAUCCAAAUCUCCAACCUCCCGACCAAAUCGGUCAUACUCACCCCACAGAGGGCAACAAUCACCCGUGAGAUCCAUACUACUAUUCAUCCAGGCCAAAAUGUAAUCACGAUCCAAGGCCUAGAUCCCAACGUGGACCUGGACUCUGUCCAAAUCGAUGGCUCCGGCCCUGCUAUCAUAACAGACAUGCAAACAGAUGUUGUACCCCGGCGCGAGAAAUUCAACGACGUCUAUCCUGACCUGACAGUCGACGAGGAAAGUGAUAUCGAUCAGGACAUGACGACCGACGAAGAAGGUAUCAAUAUCGAUGACUCUGAGCUCCAGGCUAUCCUGAAAGAAGAGCAGACCCUAAACACCUCUAUUGCCAAGGCACAGGAUGAUAAAUCUGCGUCGCUGUUUGUGUUGCAGUUUCUUGUGGGCUAUGGGAAGAGUAUUGACUCGACUAAUUCUGAUCCAGCUAAGCUGAAUGAUUUCCUGCAAAUGUAUCUUCAGCAGAGGAAGACGGAAGGGGAUCGCGCGAGGGAUACGGAGGUUAAGAUUGCUGAUAGUGAGAAAGUGCUUGAGCGAGUUAAGCGGAAGAGGGAGCGGUUGGAAUCAGCCCAUACUAAGGCCAAGGAGGCUGCAUUGAAGGACGCUCGGCGAGCUAGCGAGAAGCGCGUGAGGGAGCGACAGGAGCGAAGGGUUAAGCAAAAGCGAGAUAUCAAUGAGAAACGGCAAUUUUGGAAAGAUCGCGUCGGUCAAGUCGAGGUCUACCUGGAUGGGCAUGUGUCGGCCAGUCCGGGGUCCAGUCGCCGGAGCUCGGUAACUGAGAAUGCUACAUAUGGUGGCCAGCCGAUUGAAGUGACCAUGAAUCUGACGUAUAUCGUUCCUGGCCCGAGCUGGGCGCCUCGGUACAACUUGAAGAUCAAUACACCGGCUUCCACCGCAUCGUUGAUCUACAACGCGGACUUCCAGAAUAACUGCUCGGAGACUUGGAAAGACGCUAAGAUCACUCUUUCAACCUCUCAUGCAGCCUUCUCGGGUCUGGAUGAGCCAAUUCCCAUUCUCCAGCCCUGGCAUGUCACAACCUGCUCGAUUUCGGAUCCUCAAUCAAUCUCUUGGCAGGAUGUCUUACGAAGCCCAGCUGAGAUAAACCACAAUGCUAUGGCGACCAACAUGAGUUCGUAUCCCGCGACCGUUGAUGUUCAAGCACGCGCUCGCGCCCAGAUGAUAGCGAACGCAAGAAGUCUACAAGAAUCCGGCGCAGUACAGAACGCGCAGCAACUGCAACAACAAGCUCUAGCCCAGCAGGCUAUGGCACAACAAGCCCCAAUGGCCCGGGGGUUUGUGGCACGCAGAGAACCGCGAACCACACCGCGUGAUUCCCGCCAUUCAUGGGUCCCCUCAGCGCGUAGAGCACUGGGAUGGGGCGUUAGUGAGGAUAAUGAGGAUAAUGAGGAAGCCGAUGACAGUGGCAGCGACACUGAAACUAACGCGUCACCCAGCCUGGAGCGACAGGAUUCGGUUCCACAGAACUACGGUCUGACCACGACCUAUGAACUUUCUGGUCUCCGCACACUUGCUCCCUCUACCAGCCAUAGGCGCCAUCUUAUUGCUCAGUCAACCCUGCAGUCUCUGACACUAACGCAUGUGAUUGUUCCCAAGAUACGUGCCACUGCGUUCCUGCGUGCCAGAGUUAAGAAUACCUCGUCGGUCAAUAUCCUGCGCGGGAAGACUGGCAUAUCCGUUGAUGGAACCUUCUUGGGAUCGUCUACGCUGCCGAAUUGUGCACCGAAUGAUUUCUUCAAUAUUUCCCUCGGGGUUGACCCGAAUGUUCUGGUGACUUAUGCCAAGCCGACUGUUCGCAAGCUUGCUUCUGGGUAUAUCAGCAAGGAAAAAGCUGCAGUAUUUCGUCGAAGUUGCUGGGUAAAGAAUACGAAGAGUACAGCAAUUGAUAUGAUUGUUUCGGAUCAGAUUCCGCUCAAGGACAAUGAACAGAUGCGUAUCCAGGUACUAGAGCCGAAGGGCUUGGAGAAGGAAGGUAGUGAGGUGGAUAUGCCGCUGGAAAGGGAUAGGGGCAGAGGGAAGGCAGUGAUGAUGAGAAAUGGUGAAGUCAAGUGGUUUAUUAGAUUGGAGCCUGGCAAGGAUGUACGGAUGGUGUUAGAAUAUGACGCCAAGGCGCCUGAUGGAAGUGCGGUGAUUACGGCUACUUGAAUUUGUUCGUUCUUGCUGAUUGAUGGAAGAUGUGGCGAAAUUGUCAGUUGCUGUCGAAUAUGUAUCUUACUAGCUCUAGCCUUGUCAGUUCGACGUGUAUCAGCUCCUUUUUCAUCCUAAUAGUGCUAAUUACAUACAUACCUAAAUCAACAUAUACGUACAAUGAGCAGAACCCGCCUGUGAUAUUGACAAAUUGCAUGAUAAAAAGAACCCUCAGUUCACUCCGCCCAGGUUCAUUGCUGCACUAAUACAAGCCAGAUGGCUGAAUGCCUGCGGAGUGUUACCUAUCUGCUCUCCAGAUAUGGCCACCUCUUCGGAGAACAUGCCCAGGUGAUUCGCGAAGGAAAGCAUGUUGUCAAAGUUAGUCAUCGCCAACUUUCGCAGCUCCCGGUACAACGGGUCAUCGACGUUGUAAGAUAUUGCUUUCGAGGCCUAGCUUCGUUAGCCACUUCCAUAAGCUGCAAGCGAGGGAGUACUGACACGCAUCAUGGCUUCGACUAGC
This is a messenger RNA of Aspergillus pseudonomiae, 2785 nucleotides long. RefSeq lists its product as uncharacterized. NCBI's taxonomy places the organism in Eukaryota, Fungi, Ascomycota, Eurotiomycetes, Eurotiales, Aspergillaceae. The transcript is spliced from 2 exons. The record is from RefSeq and is a predicted model, not a curated record. The coding region runs from base 70 to 2283 and encodes 737 amino acids.